GACUCCAUUUCCCAGCGUGCUCAGCGCCGGAGCGGAGCCGGAGUCGUCCGCGGCGCUACCGGAUGCGGGGCUCGCUGCUGGCUGCUGGGGGCGCGGCCAUGACCGAGGGCCCCUUGGCCCGCACCGUGCGCUCCAAGCUGGCGGCCGCGCUGGAGCCCUCGCACCUGCAGGUGCUGGACGAGAGCCCCCGGCACGGGGGUGCAGCGGGGGCCGGCACUCACUUGGCCGUGGUGGUUGUGAGCGGCCGCUUCGAGGGGCUCCCCCCGCUGCAGCGCCACCGCCUGGUGCACGCCGCGCUCAGCGCCGAGCUCGCGGGGCCCCUGCACGCCCUCGCCAUCGUGGCGCGCACCCCGCAGCAGUGGGAGCGCGACCCCAGCGUCCCCCCGCGGCCCCCGUGCCUGGGGGGGUCCAAGCGCGAGCAGCGCGGGGACGGCGCCGGGGAGCCCUAAAGGAACCCCCCC
Neopsephotus bourkii (Bourke's parrot) is the source of this 461-nucleotide messenger RNA. RefSeq names its product bolA family member 1 (gene BOLA1). NCBI's taxonomy places the organism in Eukaryota, Metazoa, Chordata, Aves, Psittaciformes, Psittacidae. Bases 63 to 449 code for a protein of 128 amino acids. Gene Ontology annotation, cellular component: mitochondrion. The transcript has 2 exons. The record is from RefSeq and is a predicted model, not a curated record.